This is a messenger RNA of Xylaria bambusicola, 1623 nucleotides long. RefSeq names its product Zn-dependent exopeptidase. The coding region runs from base 320 to 1360 and encodes 346 amino acids. The record is from RefSeq and is a predicted model, not a curated record. Gene Ontology annotation, molecular function: hydrolase activity. NCBI's taxonomy places the organism in Eukaryota, Fungi, Ascomycota, Sordariomycetes, Xylariales, Xylariaceae. The transcript is spliced from 2 exons.
UUUAAACCGAUAAAAGAGUCUUUUACAUCCGAUCAGAAGGAUAGCAAUAAUUCGCGAUCAUACCCACAUUGCUAGCCUCAUCCGUCCGUCACAAUCCGGAUCUAUUAGCUAAUGAAUUGGCAGGUCCAUGUUCCGAGCCGAUGGAUCGAAGCGGGAGAUCUGCCGAGAUAAAUAAAUAACUCCGCUACCGCCGCGCACGCCGUUCGUUCCGACAAUCGGUAUAUAAGACGUGGAACAGACAGCCGCGCGGACCUCUCAGGAGACGUAAUUAGCUAGUACAUAUCAGCAUUAUUCAAUUUAACGCUAUUCGCCGCUAAUCAUGGACCACCCUGUAGUGCACCUAUUGAAGUCUCUCAUGUCCAUCGUGAGCACAAGUGAACUGGAACACGACAUAGGCGUAUUCCUAGAACAACAUCUGCAAGGCUUAGGCUACACCGUCGAGCGCAUACCGAUUGCGCCGGGGUCCAGUCGGCAUAACGUCUACGCAUACCUCGGUUCAGCGCGCACGACGCGCGUGCUCCUCACAGCGCACAUGGAUACGGUGCCGCCGCACAUCCCUCUAAGUAUCGACGGCGACAUCAUCCGUGGGAGGGGCUCGUCCGACGAUCUAGGCCCGCUAGCGGCCCAAAUAAUCGCCGCAGAAGAACUCCGGCGAGAAGGAAAAGUCCGCGAACAGGGAGGAGACAUCGCAUUGUUAUUUGUCGUGGGCGAAGAGAACGGCGGUCAUGGCAUGGUUGCCGCGAACGACAUGGGGGUUACGUGGGAGUCCGGGAUAUUCGCCGAGCCGACGGAGAGCAAGCUCGCAAAGGGCCACAAGGGACAAGUCGCCUUCGAGGUCAUCGCUCAGGGCGUCGCCUGCCACUCGGGCUACCCCCAUCUGGGCAAAAGCGCCACAUCCGCGCUCCUCACGGUAUUGAAUGAGCUCUCGGCGACGAAGUGGCCGGAAUCAGACCUUCUCGGCCCCUCGACGUUCAACAUAGGGACCCUGCAAGGCGGGGAGAAGCAUAACAUCGUCGCCCCGUCUGCCAGGGCCCUCUGCGAGGUGCGCAUGGUCUCCGACCUGCCGGGCAUCAAAGCCAAGCUCGAGGAGAUCGUCUCGCGACACGCGAACGUGGAACUGAGGUUCGUCUUCGAGUACCCGGAAGCUCUGCUGGAUUGGGAGAUCGAGGGCUUCGAGGCGGCGCCCGUCGCGUUUGGGACAGACGUGCCGCGACUCAGGGACGAGUUCUGCAGCAAGAGGGUUCUCUAUGGGCCCGGGUCGAUCCUCGUGGCGCAUGGGCCGGACGAGUAUAUCCGUGUUCCUGAACUGAUUGAUAGCAUAUCUGGAUACAAGAGAUUAGUUACCCAUUUCCUUGGGUAAGAGGAAGAGCGUGUGGACCCAGCUGGCCUGCGUUUCCCCGAGUUGUUCUACGCUUAACGACAUUUACAGUCUUGGGCCAGACAUAAAUUCGGACGAACAUGAUAGGAUAAUAUGACUUUCACGUUUCGGUCAUGAUCUCUAGCGGGAGAUAUCCGAUGUGAUAGGGGGGUAGGAAGCCUUGGUGUUAGUAACCAUGAGCUCAUCGGAGGACAGGUGACAUUAGCGUGGUUCGCCUGGCAAACUUAUGGGACUGUGAACGAUGC